AUGGCCCAGCUAGCUCCAGUCGAGCAGCCCACUCUCACGGCUCAUCCUGCUCCAGUGGCUUUCCAAGCAGCCCAACCUAGUUUUCAAGUUAACGAUUGGCCCUGCAAUGCAAUUGCAAGAAGAGCUACGUUGGAUGCUGUGUGUAAAAGAGAUACUACCGCCUCGGUACACCUUGCACCGCAACAAGAAGGAUCAGACACUGAGGAGCUGUUCAACUACCAGCAUAACGGUCUUCUGAGGUCGGCACAAGAAUGGGUAAAAGAAACGGCUCAGUCAUGCUCAACUGUGGCGGUGCUAGUGUCCACUGUGGUCUUUGCAGCUGCCUACGCCAUUCCCGGGGGUACUAGUGACCAAAGUGGCCUUCCUCUUUUCCGAGACGAUCCUCUCUUUUUGUUCUUCACCUGCAUGGACGUUGUGGGCAUUGCCUGCUCAUUAUCUUCUGUGGCAUUCUUUCUCUCUGUCCUCUCCUCCCCUCUUGAGUACCCAUAUUUCGUUAACAGUGUUCCUCGCAAGAUCAUGACUGGAUUCAUCUUGCUUUUCUUGUCAAUGGCAUCCACCAUGCUCGCCUUUGCCGCCACCAUUUUGCUCUUGAUUCGUGUAGAGAAGAAAUGGACCAAGUCUGUACUUUACCCUAUUGCAUUUUUCCCAGUCCCUCUAUUCGGCCUGCUGCAAUUUCCUAUGUAUCAAUCUUUCAUAGUCAUGUUUCGGAAAAUUGAUGACUGGAUUUUCAGCCCCUUACGCUGCCCUCUCGGCUUGUCCAAGAGGAGAUCAAUAUGGGGCAAGCGUAAGGCGUAUUGAAUCACAUAAGCUUUUCGUCGAGGCGGAAUUUGUGGUUCAAAUUCACAAUCUUGCAGCUGAAGUUACAGAUGUGUUUGUAUUUAUCAUUUGAAUAUUUCAUUUGGGUUCUUCUUCUUUUCUCCCCAAUAUAAUGUCACAAUUUUAUUGUGUCUUUGUUUUAAGUUAUGGGCAAUUAGUGAAGAAUAAAGAGGCUUGUUUCUAUGCUAAA
Messenger RNA from Malus domestica (apple), 1006 nucleotides. The record is from RefSeq and is a predicted model, not a curated record. Lineage: Eukaryota; Viridiplantae; Streptophyta; Magnoliopsida; Rosales; Rosaceae.